Messenger RNA from Eimeria acervulina, 321 nucleotides. RefSeq lists its product as hypothetical. The record is from RefSeq and is a predicted model, not a curated record. The transcript has 2 exons. Bases 1 to 321 code for a protein of 106 amino acids. Lineage: Eukaryota; Apicomplexa; Conoidasida; Eucoccidiorida; Eimeriidae.
AUGCUGGCUCGGCAAGAGCCUCGCAUGAUCAAGAUUUAUUACGAUCGGCCCUCCGGUGGAGACGCGACCGGUGGAUUUGGGAAAUAUUGUAAUGGGGCAAAUGGCGUGCCGUAUCCUCAUGCAAUACAACCAGAAAUGCUAUUACCGAGGAAGCAGCAUGCUAAGCAAGCCUGUCUUUACCAACAGCGAGGACCGCUACAACGCAAGUUUACCGAUUGCCCCACACCAGCCAUGCCCCACCAGCACGGCAAUGUGGGGCACCCGAAACAGAAAAUUCGGGUGUGGGUAGACGCCAUGCUGUUUUCUGCUGAGCGCCUAUGA